Adineta steineri is the source of this 1533-nucleotide messenger RNA. The record is from the annotation of a GenBank genome assembly. NCBI's taxonomy places the organism in Eukaryota, Metazoa, Rotifera, Eurotatoria, Adinetida, Adinetidae.
AUGAGUGAAGCCGUUGAUAAUUAUUCCGAAAGUCGUGCUAAAUGGCCAGUAAAUUUUGAUGAUUAUGAACUUGGUGAUGUAAUUGGUCGAGGUGCUACUGCUGUUGUUCAAGCAGCAACAAUAAAAAAAACGGAUGAACAUGUUGCUGUAAAAAGAAUCAAUCUCGAUCGAUGUAAUACAUCUCUCGAAGAAAUCUUAAAAGAAAUUCAAGUUAUGGAACGAUGUCAACAUGAAAAUGUUGUAAGAUUUUAUACAUCAUUUGUUGUUGGAGAAGAAUUAUGGUUAAUUAUGAAAUUAUUAUAUGGAGGUUCAUUACUUGAUGUUAUACGUUAUACAAUGCAACUUGGUAAUUGUCAUAAUGGUGUUCUUGAUGAAGUAGCUAUUGCAACAGUUUUACGUGAAGUUAUUAAAGGUUUAGAUUAUUUUCAUUCCAAUGGUCAUAUGCAUAGAGAUAUUAAAGCUGGAAAUAUUUUAUUGGGUACAGAUGGUAGUGUACAAAUUGCAGAUUUUGGUGUGAGUGCUUUUAUUGCAUCAGGUGGAGAUAUUACUCAUGAUAAACAACGGCAUACAUUUGUUGGCACACCUUGUUGGAUGGCACCUGAAGUUAUGGAGCAACAACCCACUGGUUACAAUACUAAAGUUGAUAUAUGGUCAUUUGGUAUAUUAGCUAUUGAAUUAGCAACUGGUACUGCGCCUUAUCAUAGAUAUCCACCGAUGAAAGUAUUAAUAUUAACUUUGCAAAAUGAUCCACCAACAUUAGAUACAUGCGCUGAAGAUCGUGAUCAAUAUAAACAUUAUAGUAAAAUAUUCCGUAAAAUGAUCGAACAAUGUUUACAGAAAAAUCCAGAUGAUCGUGCAACAGCUAAACAAUUAUUAAAACAUGAUUUUUUUAAAAAAGCAAAAGAUCGUUCUUAUAUAGCUAAAAAUUUAGCAUUAAAAUUUCAAGAUCGUAAAAAAAUGGAAGAAAAAAUCGUUAGUAGACGUAAAUUAGGCUUAUCACGUGUUGUACGUGUAAGUGAUAAUGGAGAAUGGAAAUUUAGUAGUGGUUCAGAGGAUGAAAAUUCACCGAUAUCAAAUGAUGAACAAAUUACUAAAAUUCGACAAUUAGAAGAUCAAACAGUUCAAAAUAUUGAUGAUUUAAUUGAAAAAAAUGAUAUCAUUACGCAAUCGGUUCAAUCUCCGAGUGAUUUAACUGUACAAAUGAAUAUAAAUGGAAUGGAAGAAUUAUCAAUUGAGAAUAAUCAAAUAUUCAAACUUACAUUAAGAAUACGAAAUGCCCAAAGUGAUCUACAUGAUAUUAAAUUUGAUGUUAAUCAAGCAAAUGAAACUGUAGAAGAUGUUACAUCUGAAAUGGUAUCAGCAAAUUUAAUUGAUGAACGUGAUACACAUGCUAUUAUAUCAUCAAUGAAACAACUUAUUGAAAAUCCAACACUUGAAUCAGUUGUAUUUACUUUAGAAUCUUAUAUCGAUUCCGAUCAACCACCUGAUGAUAAACAACUUCUUGGUUUUGCUCAACUUUCGUUAGAUAUUUAA